UUUUUGACAAUGACAUUACCUAAUAUAGAUAAUAACCUAACUUGUUAAUAUUUUUAUCUUUACUGAUUCAAAAAUAAAUACAAUAAAAUUAAUUACUACACUGACUUUUCAUAAUAAUUAGAUAUUUUCAUGAAAUGGAUAAUAAUGAAGGCAAAGAAUUUUCCGAGAUCGGUAUAAAGUCAUGGCUUAUAAAACAACUGCACACCCUUGGUAUUAGGACUCCUACACCUAUCCAAAAGGGCUGUUUAAGUAAUAUAUUGGCAGGCAAUGAUUGCAUUGGUGCAGCGAAGACAGGUUCUGGAAAAACAUUUGCAUUCGCUUUACCUAUACUGCAGCAUUUGGCAGAGGAUCCUUAUGGCAUUUUUGCUUUGGUUCUCACACCUACUCAUGAGUUGGCUUAUCAGAUAGCAGACCAAUUCAGCAUCCUGGGCCAACCAUUGAAACUCCGAGUGUGCAUUGUGACAGGAGGAUCUGAUCAACUCGAGGAGUCCUUGAAGUUAGCAAAUAAGCCCCAUAUUGUAGUGGCUAUGCCAGGGCGACUGGCCGAUCAUAUAACUGGCUGUGAUACAUUCUCAUUGAGGAAAGUGAAGUAUUUGGUGCUGGAUGAAGCUGACAGGCUGUUUAGUGAAUCAUUUCAAGAUGACCUGGAGACCAUUUUCAAUGCUUUACCACAAAAGAGACAAAACCUUUUGUUUUCUGCUACAAUUACAGAGGAUGUGAAAGAGUCAAAAAUACUUCCAUUGAACAAAGAUAAACUUCACAUUUGGCGGGAGAUUGACGACCAAUUGACAGUGUCGACGCUUGAUCAACGCUACGUGGUGUGUCCAGCGUACGCCCGCGACGUGUACCUCGUGCAGACCUUGCGCAAGUACAGGGAAACGAAACCUAGUUCACAUAUUAUAGUAUUCACUGAUACUAAGAAAGAAUGCCAAGUGCUGUCCAUGAUGCUGAACGCCAUCAGCAUGGACAAUGUGUGCCUACAUGGCUUCAUGCGGCAAAAGGAGCGCGUGGCGGCGCUCACGCAGUUCAGGAGCAACCUUAAGUGCACGCUGGUCGCGACCAACGUGGCCGCCAGGGGCCUCGACAUACCCACUGUGGAUCUGGUGAUCAAUCACAAGCUGCCGCUGGAGCCCAAGGAGUAUAUUCACAGGGUGGGGCGAACAGCGCGUGCCGGCCGAAGCGGUAUGGCUAUAUCUCUCAUCACUCCGUACGACAUACUGCGGCUCGGCGAGAUCGAAGCUGAAAUCAAGACGAAACUCACAGAAUACAAGAUCGAUGAUGAUGAAGCGGUGAAGGUGUUCACCACAGUGAGCGUGACCCGCCGCGAGCAGGAGGCGCAGCUGGACAACGAGGAGUUUGAACAGCGCAAGAAGAACUACCGCAUCAAGCGAUGGAUACAAGCGGGCGUUGACCCCGAUGUGAUGGAGGAGGGUUUGGAAGAAAUGCGUCGGAAACGUAUUAAAGCAGCUAAGAAGGCUAAAUUGGCUAGAAUAAAGCAGAUUCAAUCUAAAAUGAAGGAGGAUACGGAACAGAGAGACAACCGGUUGCAACAGAGCGAGACGGAAGAUGGCGAUAUUGAUGCAUCAAUAAAGGAUGGAAUGAAAAAAGUCAAUAAAAGUUUAAUGAAGAAAGAUGACAGAUUCAAGAAUGUGAUAGGAAAGAUAAGUAAAAUAAAGAGGAAAGCGAAUACUGUUAAAGAAAUAAAGACAGAAAACAUGCCAAGAAAGAAAAAGAGGAAAAAUGUUACAGUUAAUUAGGUUUUAUUAAAUAUUUAUAGAUU
Messenger RNA from Galleria mellonella (greater wax moth), 1780 nucleotides. RefSeq names its product probable ATP-dependent RNA helicase Dbp45A (gene Dbp45A). Bases 135 to 1757 code for a protein of 540 amino acids. NCBI's taxonomy places the organism in Eukaryota, Metazoa, Arthropoda, Insecta, Lepidoptera, Pyralidae. The record is from RefSeq and is a predicted model, not a curated record. Gene Ontology annotation, molecular function: RNA helicase activity; nucleic acid binding; ATP binding. The transcript has 9 exons.